Messenger RNA from Meira miltonrushii, 615 nucleotides. Its product is annotated as rho GDP-dissociation inhibitor. NCBI's taxonomy places the organism in Eukaryota, Fungi, Basidiomycota, Exobasidiomycetes, Exobasidiales, Brachybasidiaceae. Bases 1 to 615 code for a protein of 204 amino acids. The record is from RefSeq and is a predicted model, not a curated record. The transcript is spliced from 2 exons. Gene Ontology annotation, molecular function: Rho GDP-dissociation inhibitor activity; protein binding. Gene Ontology annotation, cellular component: membrane; cytoplasm; cytosol. Gene Ontology annotation, biological process: Rho protein signal transduction.
AUGUCUUCUUCAAAUGAUCGUGUACCAGAUGAGGAACUGAGACCUACAGAAACAAAAGGGUACAAAGUAGGCGAAAAGAAAUCGGUUGCCGAAUAUAGUCAAUUAGAUGCAAACGAUGAAAGCUUGAAUCGUUGGAAAGCAAGUUUAGGAAUCACAGGUGAAGGAGGUUCAGCAGGUGAUCCUUCAAAACCAAAACUUUCACUGCAUUCUCUUGCUUUGGAAUCAACUUCAGCUCCGGGUGGUAAAGUUCAAUUGGACCUCAGCAAUCUCACUCAAGUUCAACUUGAUGAAGUGAAAAAAUCACCUCUUACGAUCAAAGAAGGCGUUGAAUAUAACGUAGCAAUCUCUUUCACUGUCGGACAAGAAGUUUUAUCCGGCCUAAAGUACAUUCAUGUCGUUAAACGGGCAGGCGUUACAGUCGAUAAGCUUGAACAAAUGAUUGGCUCUUAUGGUCCUCGUGAAGAACCUUAUGUCAAACGCUUCGCUACAGAAGAAGCUCCUUCUGGCAUGCUUGCAAGAAGUGGUAACAAUACCGUUCGUUCGAGGGUGAUCGAUGACGACAAUAACGUCUAUGCCGAUUUCACUUGGGUUUUCAAAAUUGCCAAAGAAUGGUAA